This is a messenger RNA of Hemicordylus capensis (graceful crag lizard), 4948 nucleotides long. It is a transcript of the gene MAPK1IP1L, whose product is annotated as mitogen-activated protein kinase 1 interacting protein 1 like. The coding region runs from base 124 to 867 and encodes 247 amino acids. NCBI's taxonomy places the organism in Eukaryota, Metazoa, Chordata, Lepidosauria, Squamata, Cordylidae. The record is from RefSeq and is a predicted model, not a curated record. The transcript is spliced from 4 exons.
AGGUGCUUUCCUCUCCCGGAGGAGGCCUUGCGAAGGUCAUUUCCGCUUCCGCUGAGCUGCGAGAGGGAGGAAGGAGGAGGAGGAGUGGCUGCUGGUGCUGCUCUCUUGGCGCCCCCCAGGAAAAUGUCAGCUGCUGAUGAAUUUUCGCUGGCGGAUGCUCUACCAGACAGCUCCCCUGCCAAGACCUCAGGAGUCGGCAACGCAAAACCUGCUCAGCAGCCCGGCCAACCCCCACAAGCCUGGCCAGCUUCCAACCCCUGGAAUAACCCUCCAAGCGCCCCCCCUGCAGCUCCCUCUGGGUUGCCUCCCAGCACGUCCACCUCCAACGUCUCCUUUGGCCCGCCCCCCACAGGGAUGUAUCCUUCCCUUCCCCCUGGAGCCCCGGCUCCUUUUCCGCCUCCGCCUCCUGGGUCCACAUGUCCUCCUCCAGGUGCCCCCUACCCACCCCCAGGCCCUGUUCCGCCAGGGCAGUACCCUCCACCAAACAUGCCCUUUCCAGAGCUUCCGAGGCCCUAUGGGGGUCCAGCAGAGCCGGCUGCGCCCCCCACCGCUGUUGGGCCAUGGGGAUCCAUGCCGUCCGGAGGGUGGGGGCCCACAGUAGGCGGCCAGUAUCCUGCGCCUAGCAUGCCAUAUCCACCCCCAGGGCCCUAUUCUACUCCAACCCAGACCCCAGGGGCUGCACCCACAGUGCCAUGGGGUGCUGUGCCACCAGGACCGUGGGGACCUUCACCACCAGGCCCGUUUCCGCCACCCACAGGAAGCUACCCAGCUCCAGGACUGUACCCAACGCCACCUAAUCCUUACCAAGUGCCACCAGCACCGGCUGGGGCUCCGUCCAUGCCUGGUGGCCCUCAUCCCUACCGUUGAACUUGUGGCAGGCUGAAGAAGAAUCCUCUCCACCUGCAUCUCCUAUUUACAGAAAUUUUAAAAAAAACAUUUGUUUUUGGUAACCUUUUGGAGUCCUGAAGACCACACUCUUCUUCUGCACACCCCUCUGCGGUGUCAAGGAGCCUCUGCAUAAGCCGAGCUCCAUCCAGAUGCUGACGUAACCUUUUCAUUUGUCAAGAUGAAUGGAGAGAAACAAGCCGCCUGCCCCAGCUCUCUGAUCCUUACUUGAGUAAGGAUUCCAUCUUAGAAUAGGUGGGUGUUUGCCCAGUGGGUAAGAACUGCUCUGGAAUCACCUCCAGGGAUUGGUUGGAAACCCUGGACUGUCGCCACGACUGCUUUAAAUGCUGGACUUGCGGUGUUUGUCAUCCUGAUAACACAUCCUCCUUGUCUGUGUUCAGGUUAUUCAAGUCAUUUCAGUCAAUAUAUUCUGGAGGAGUUCUUGAAGAAAUGGGCUAGGCACGCUAUAACGAUUCAUCAAAUUGAACGAGAAGCAAAGCUUGUGAAUUUGAAGGGGAUUCUUAACUUCAAACUUGAUUUCUCCUAAUUUGGGGGGGGCUGUUGCAGACAUGUAGAUCUGACUCUUCAUAUGGCAUGAACCUGGGUGUUGUUUUGCAGGUCAGUUUGACUGGGUGUUCAGGCAGUUGAGAUCCAUACUUGUAAGAGGCUAGUUUGCCGGCUGAAUUAUUCUCCAUAGUUUUGUUAAAGAGAGAGCCGUGCUAAAUCUGGGAAUAAAGCUUCUUGGAUAUCAGCUUGACCAGUGUGCCCCAAAAGCUCUUUGGUGUGUUGUGCCCGACUCCUGUAAACUAAAAUCUGAAUUUAAGCAUUGGGGGCAGGAUGGGGAAGAUUAGAAACAUCCUUUAUUUUCCAGUUAUCCUCAAAAAAUCUGUACCUAGCUGAACUCUCGCCCUCUCUAGGAAAUUAGUUGUUUUGACAUCAGGGUUCCAUUCUUCUUGGGGGUAAUUUUCUCCCGGACUGGAUGGCAAGGUACAGUCUAAGAUUAUAUAGUUGGAAAUCUCUAUGGUCUGGCUCAUAGAAUGUCCUCCUGAUGUUGGAGGUGCCUCCUUCUGCAAUUCUUUCUCAAACCACCUCUGUUUAACUGAGUAAAACAUUCACGGCAGAUGCAAGAGGAGGUGCAAGGGCAGUUUUGCUUUUCCUGCAUGUACCUCUGCCGUCUUGGAAUUCCUCACUACUCUGCUCUAUUAAAUCUGUUAUUCAUGGGGCCCCAAUAGAGUGGCAUUCGGAGCUCCAUUUGUUGCUGCUAGGAUGAGCAGUUUCUCUCUUUAGGACAGCCUUGUAAAUAAGUCCACAAGUUAAAAGCCCAUUAAAAAAAUUGCUAGUCCAUUUGCCUGCACGUACUUGCAUUUUUGUGGCCCCCUCAGCAGCCCAGAUGGUGUGUCCAAGGCCCAUCUCCUCCCUGCUUCACGGAAGCUUCUGUCUGGUUGCUCGAAGACACUCUCCAUAGGGAGGAGCUGAUUGACAAGCUUGCUUUAGGAGAUUGCUUUGCAGGAGGAUCUCAGCCAACUGAUGUUUCUCUUCCCAAGAACUGGCAGAACCACCUAAAAUGGAACAGUGGGGGUGGGUACGCCACAAGCUGUCUUUCCAUGGUGGUGGCAAAGGUUCUAAUUGAAGCCUGGAGUAGCUCCGGUAUAUGGAUGUGAAUGCUAAUUUUGUAACAGAGAGCGGGGGAAAUGGCACCCCGCGCAUGCAGAGCCUUUCUUGUCUGUCAGUCUCAUGUGAGUUUGCAGCACACGUUCAUUUCUUGUUCAUUGCAUGCCGUCUGCAGGUCUUCCUUCAAGGUUGAGCUUCUCUCGUGGGAAUAUCUUGCAUUUUCCCAGCAGUUAAAAGGCACACUGUUUUGUACUUGGGGAAAUGCACUUCUUUCCCAGAUUGCACAUGCAUUGCUAUUGUGACUGCCGUGUGGAAUGUCAUUGUGCAGCUCGCAAGCGACUAUUGCAUGUUGCUUUGUGAUGUGGUUAGUAAUGAAUAAUGACCCGUUCCCUGUCUCCUGCAUCCCCACCAGGAUCAUUGUGUUGUAGGCUGCAAGUGAGGUCCUGCUGUCUUAGAAACCAUCUUGUUUUUUGUCUGCUAAUGCAGUUCUUUGAAGGCUGUGUCCUUCCCCUCUCCCAUGCCCAUUUCCUCCACCCCGUGUGUGCAUGUGCUCCCGUAAUCGCCUGCAGGGAUAUCUGUGUCCAUCCCCCCAGCUAAUUACAUGUAGAUGGGAGGUCAUAGUAUUGGCACUGAAAAGGGAUUUGCCAUAUUGCAGAAAAGCUAAAAUACAAUUUGGGCUUUCUUUGACUGAUUGUGGUAGAUUCCUCGGAUCAUUGCCAAUAGUCUAAUCUAAAUUAGGGUAGUUCAGUUCAUUUGUACCAGGUUGUUUCCAUCGGAUAAGGGUGAGAAAAUAGUAUGGACCAGUCUGUCAGCCUUGGAGAUGCCCAGAGCAGAAGAGUUCUAUGAAAUAUUGAAACUUUGCAUAAUGUGGACCAGAUACGUUUGUGCGUACUUUUUGUAUCACCUAAUAGUAAAUGUGCACGUUGUGAGUUCUUGGGAAUGAAAACUGCAAAAGAACAUUGGAGUUCUCAAAAGCUAAAGCAGAAUCCUCUUCCUGCAGCAGACCUAAUUUAGGCUCAUGGAACACCCAUCUUUCGGAUGUUCUUCCUCUCUGUGCUGAGGCUACCAUAUCAUGGGGGUCAUUCUCUGGCAACAGGGGGUCUGUGGCCCACCUAGACAGGAGCAGGCAGACCUGUCAGCCUAACGAAGCAGAGUUGUGUCUGCACCCUUCCUAGACAGAAAAUAAAGCCCCUCCAGAGCAAAGCAGGGUGUGCAUGUGUGGUAGUGGUGCCCUGUUUUAAACUCUGGGUUUGAUGGAAAGGUUGGUCACCCCUGCUUUAUACGCUCCAAAUAUGAGUCGGUAACAGCUUAAUGCAGGGCUGUGGGCGCUAAUUGGAAUUCUGCAACCAGGCAACCCAGACAAACCUGGAUUCUGUGGUCCAGAUGAGCCAAGGUGCACAUAACUUCCAUUGUUACCCUUUUGCAUUAUACUGGUGUAUUUGGCAUGAGGAAGGACUGGGAGUGAGGCCGGCUGCUGAAGACCUUCUUUAACCCCCUCAUGGCUCCGGACACUCCAGCAGCAAUUGAGCUAGUAGAGAGAGAGAGAGAGAUGAGAUUCUGAAGAAGCCAAAUCCUGUGCCCCAUUCUGCCCCCUUUACAGAAUUGCUGCAUAAACACAGCCCUGCCCUACAUAGGGAUAUAUCAAAUGAUAAGUGAUUGCAGUCGCACCAUUUGAGUGCUGAAAGCCCUCCCACCUUUUGGCUGAGAGAAGAAUAGUUCCCGCUUCUGGCCUGUGGGUGUGUGUGGAAGAAGAGAGUGAAAACUACUGCUAUUUAAAAUGUCUGUAAGUGUCCACUGUCUGCUCAUGUCCAGCUCCUAUUGAAAAAGUUCCAAAACCAGAGCCAGACUUUGAAAAAUGGGCCCGAUUCAUCCACAGACUGCAGGGCUGGAAAUGAAGUCUGCUCAUUGGGGAGACGCCGAUCAGCAUCUUGGCUUCAUAUUAGUCCUUGAUGACCCAAGAACUGCUUGAACCACCACCCUGCACCCCUCUUGCCUCAAUCUUGUGAGAACCUGGCCCCCUAGCCAUGAAAGGCUCCUCGCUCUUAAAAAUAGGUUGUCUGAUACCGUGUAGUAAAACCUUUUAGCCAUUCUGUCCAGAGCGUGAGCGACUUUGGGCCCCCGAUGCUUGUCAUGCCAUGGAGUUUGUGUCGUUCAGAUUGUGUUCUUUGUGAGUUUUCGAAACAGCUGAGAAGUUUGGGGUUGUGUUUUUCGCUUGUGCUUCUGGGAUGGACAUUAACUGCAUUUGUUUACAAUAUGGAAUUAUUAAGCAAUCACACUUCUGAAGUAUAUAGACCAUAUCACUUGCUGCUGUAAUUUUUUUUUUCUUUUUAGAUGACAAAAAUAUUUGCCGUAUUAUGGUAGUGAAGAGGCUUUAAAUACAGGAUUUGAUAUUUUUUUGAAAAUGCUGUCACGUUUUGUAUACAACUAGACAUUAAACGUAUUUUCAAGAUCA